AUGGAGAUUCAGACAGAACAGAGACGGGCAUCCAAGACUCAUACUACUAACGAUCAGGCUCAACCACACCCUGGAUAUCAGGCAGAAGGUGGGGCAGAAGGAGAUCUGCCUCGUCUCCAGUCCAUCACUCCUGCUCCAGUUCUGAGUCCAAGCAGAGUACACCAAUCGCCGAACAGUAGCAGCAACCUGGACAGAUUGGUCGAAAUAAAGCGAAGGACAGUAGGCCAAGUAGCGGAGCUGACUAAGGCCGAAAUCCAGGAUAGGCAGGACAUCGCGGAUCGCGUGGCACGCAUAAAGGCUCGAGUAGCGGAGUUGACGGGCGACGUCGAGAGCGGACUUCCGGAUUCUACAGAGCGAAGCAAAGAGAGGCCAUUGACGCUGCAACCCUGUCGACACACGACUGGAAAUAUCACUAGCUCGCCAAAACUACAGCCUGCGCCGCGUAGUGUUAGCGAUAUGAAAUCUGUAGAUAGCAAGGAUGCCUCAUCGGAGGCACACGCCAGUUACCUUGUACUAAAUUCGACAAGAACAGCAUCAACGACUGAAAGCCAUUUGGCUCGGGUUGAACAAGAUCCUUUUUGCAGACCAUGGUACUCUGGGUCGAUACUAGGACGGAUACUAUCAGAAAUGGGUGUUGAAAGCGUUCGGAGUACUUUUAUAAACCUUGGUGUUACCGAUUUGUGGCUGCCGCUGUCUAGACAACUACUUCGACGCUCACUGGGAGACCCCCACCAUAUCUCAGAAUUCCUGAAACUACAAGACGAACAUCUGAGUGUAUUUCUUAUACGUUGGACGCAGCUUAUCCGAGGAGAAGAGAUAUUCGAUAUGAUGUUCAACCAUUGUGAAUUUGAAGACGAUGAAGACAUAUUUGAAGAGAAUCGUCUACUCGGUGAAGGAAUGGUCGGUCUUGUUGAAGAGGUGACUGUACAAUCGCGAGAGCCACCCCUGAUAUGUGUACGGAAAAAGAUUGCAAGGCCAAAACAACUCAAAUUGCAUCAACAUAUCAUGGCUGCCUUUAUUCGAGAGGUUAAGGUCAUGCGUCAAGUUGACCAUCGCCACUGCGUUCAUUUUCUUGGGAGCUACACGGACAACGAGUCAGUUAACAUUCUCUCGAUGCCUGUAGCUGAUAUGGAUCUGGCUGCCUUUCUGGAUAAGCCUAUCGGUGACCGAGAGUGGAGCAUACUCUACAAGGGGAUUGAUUGUCUCUGCAAUGGGUUGUUAUACCUGCAUAACAAGAAAAUUCGGCACGAGGAUUCAAAGCCUCAAAACAUCCUCGUACAUGGCAACAACAUAUUGCUUACCGACUUCGGGUUCAGCUUGGACUUCUCUGAUGAUUCCGUUUCAACAACUACAGGGCGCCCGUCAGCGUGGACUAUCCGAUAUUCCGCACCAGAGGUCCUAGACUCAAAGCCACGGAACCGAGCCAGUGACAUAUUCUCCCUGGGAUGUGUCCUAAUCGAGAUGGUCUCGGGGCUUUACGGACAUGGCCUCUCCAAAGCCAAGGAACAUUGGAAAAGAGCCAGUAACGGACAGUCCAGUUUUGCCCGCAAUCCCGAAGCAACAUCCUCAUGGCUUGCGUUACUCUCAGACCAUCCUGUAAGUGGUAGACUCAAACCAAUCGUCGACUUUCUGCCCGCAUUGCUGGCCACAAACCGGCUUGAUCGACCGUCUGCCCAAGCAGUCGUUGAUAGACUGAGAAAUCUGAGCCUACUUCUGCCUGACCCGUCUCAUCUUGUCAAUAUCUGCUGCGGGCCGCCUCCAGGAUGGAUAGGCAAUUUUCACCCCGAACACAUCGGAGGAAGUGGGUUGCGAAGAAUGCGUGAUUCACCAUUCUGGUCCGACAUUAAGAGUUAUUUCGAUACUGUAGCAGGCAAUGGAAUGACCCAUGUUGUACUUGACCAACGCUACAGUCAAGUCGUUGCAAAACACCGUUAUUACUCUCGCAAGUCUGGCCUAACAGAGCCCCAUCCAUACAUCACCAAUGUUUCUGCAAUCAAGGACGCAUGCGCCAUACUCCUUGUCAACUCCGACAAGACAAGAUCAAUGCUAGAUCAGUCACGAAGCCGAACGCUUGAUACCGACAGUGUGAUGCCGCAAAUACUCCAAACUUAUACCUCCUGCCAGGUGUUAUUCACCGCACUGAGAACAAAAGUUCGGAUACCCAAUCCCGAGGGAUUCAAUGCCCCAAAACAUGCCAGAGUUUCUUCAACAUGGCAAACGCGAACAGUUCAAAUAUCUAUUGUCGGUCAUGGUCGUUGCCGGGACGAUGAUCGCUACUUCAGUUCCGAAUUCUACGUACUCGCAUUCAAGAUGUUCGACGAAGGAUAUGAGCCUUCGAAACUCGGCGCGCUCUUAGUGGACAUGAGUACUAUGACAGUAAGCUAG
This is a messenger RNA of Alternaria atra, 2385 nucleotides long. RefSeq lists its product as uncharacterized. Gene Ontology annotation, molecular function: ATP binding; protein serine/threonine kinase activity. Gene Ontology annotation, biological process: autophagosome organization; peptidyl-serine phosphorylation; protein autophosphorylation. Gene Ontology annotation, cellular component: autophagosome; cytoplasm. Lineage: Eukaryota; Fungi; Ascomycota; Dothideomycetes; Pleosporales; Pleosporaceae. The record is from RefSeq and is a predicted model, not a curated record. The transcript is spliced from 4 exons. Bases 1 to 2385 code for a protein of 794 amino acids.